AGGGAUGGAAGAAGGGACACUCAUGGCCAGGGGCGGACUGACAACUCAUGGGGCCCCCGGGCAAUAGGGGGCCCCUGUGUCCUCACCCACACUCAAACCACACCCAAAAAAGCCUAUGAAAGGUACCAGGGACAUCUCAUGGGGCCCCCUACUGACCCCGGGCCCUCGGGCAGUGCCCGAGUUUUCAAAUGGUCAGUCCGCCCCUGCCAACACUUUAUACUUCUUAUGUGUUCCCAUUCACACAGCAUGCCUAAAAUAUUUCUUACCUUUUCAGGUCUUUCUUUUAACUACCCCAGACUCUACAGGCAGCUUGUAUUAUUCAAAAUAACUUGCUUAAUCACUUCA
Staurois parvus is the source of this 345-nucleotide messenger RNA. The record is from the annotation of a GenBank genome assembly. Lineage: Eukaryota; Metazoa; Chordata; Amphibia; Anura; Ranidae.